AUGCUCUCCACCGCCCUCCUCGCCCUGGCGGCCGCCCAAGGCGCCGUCGCCCACUUCGGCCUCACUUACCCGUCCUGGCGCGCCGAUACGCUCGCCCACGAGGACACCUCCAACUACAGCCAGUGGACAUAUCCCUGCGCCGGCGUCCCCUACGGCAAGGGCAACACCACCGACUGGCCCCUCGACGGCGGCUCCCUCAAGCUCGAGCUCCACCACCCCUGGACCUACGUCUUCGUCAACCUCGCCGUCGGCGAAAACUCGACAAACUUCAACGUCUCUCUCACCCCGCAGUUCUGGAACACCACCGGCAAGGGCACCCUCUGCGUCCCCAAGGUGCCCCUCCCCGUCAACGUCACCGACGGCACAAAGGGCAGCAUCCAGGUCGUCACCCUCGGCGAGAGCGGCAGCGCCCUGUACAACUGCGCAGACAUUCGCUUCUCCAAGGACGCCAAGCAGCUCGACGGCUGCUCCGCGGGCAACAUCACCGUCGCGGCCAUCAAGGAGCAGAAGAACAGCACCGCCAACGGCACGGACGGCGCCAACAACUCGACUGCUGGCGGUGGCAAGGGCUCCGGUGCCGGUUCCGUCGGCGUCAAUGCCAUCGCUGUGGGCAGCGUUGCCGGCCUGGCGUCCUUGUUUGCCAUCGGGCUGGGCUUCUAG
Purpureocillium lilacinum is the source of this 660-nucleotide messenger RNA. RefSeq lists its product as uncharacterized. The record is from RefSeq and is a predicted model, not a curated record. NCBI's taxonomy places the organism in Eukaryota, Fungi, Ascomycota, Sordariomycetes, Hypocreales, Ophiocordycipitaceae.